AGCUUCUGCCUCUCAUUUCAGAACAAAUGCUUGCCCGGCGCCCACACCUUCAACGUAAGCCUCUCCAGGCACCUCAUCUCACUGCGUACCUGGUUCCCCUGCUCACCGGUCCUGCCAGCCAUUUCAACCAGAGAUCUGCCUCAGAGCACCUGUGCUCGGAGCCUAUGCCAGACACAUCUGUGAGACACCCUUCGCCGCUGCAGCACACGGAGGGGUGCUGAGUUCCUCACUUCUACGACAAGCGUCAGCGGGUGGGUGUAUUUCUACUUUACCUUACACUCUCACACAGUCAUGCCUGUCAGGCAUGGAGCGGGCGGAUAAUCCACUCAAUUCGGGUGAUCAAGUCAGAUCCUUUAUCAAGAUGCAUAGAGCGCCCAGUGCCUGUAUUACGAUCUUGGAUCUUUGGGGGGAUGGGCUAGAGUCUGGGACAGAACACAGCACAGAAACUGAAGUGUUUAUUGUCUGACCAUCAGCUAAGAUUCUGGGAGCUAGGAAUGGGACUGUCUUGGAUGAACAGAAGUAAAAAUGCCCCUUCUUUAUGACUUUUGACGUCCCUCAGCCACUCUGGAAUGGAUGAACAAACACUGAUACGGGUAAUACAUAGUCUUGUUGCUGCUUGUUGAUGCUGGGAGGAAACCUAGGACCUAGCACGUGCUAGGCAAGUACUCUACCACUGGGCUACCUCACCAGCUUGGAUGAAAUAUCCGUGAGGUACUGGUGCCCAGUGUGUAGAGAAGAAAAGCGUGGGUGUGUCAGUUCCACCAAGUCCGCCAACAAGAAGAAUGUACCAGCAGAAUGUUGGAGCCAGCUGAGCAAAGGGUUCUAAGGGGACAGCACCCUCACCCAGGAGACCCUUCAGCGCUGAGGACCCAUGUGCCGAGCCUCAGUCUGUGAUGUGGUGUUUUUAUUCUCUCUUUUCCCAUAGGAUCAUGGUGUAUCAGCUUGACCUUCUCAUAGGCGUGGUCUUCAUGGCCAGCCCCGUGUUAGAAAUGUCUCCCUGCUUCUCCGAUGGCCGGAUAGCCUUAUUCCGAGGUUGUAACCUUACGCAGAUUCCCUGGGUCCUCAACACAACUGAGAGGCUCCUACUCAGCUUCAAUUACAUCAGUACGGUUGUCACCACAUCGUUUCCACUCCUGGAGCAGCUCCUGCUACUGGAGCUGGGGACCCAGUAUGCUCGCUUGACAAUUGGCCAGGAGGCCUUCCGAAACCUGCCCAACCUCAGGAUCUUGGACCUGGGCCAGAGCCAGAUUGAAGUCUUGAAUCCAGACGCUUUUCAGGGACUGCCCCAUCUCUUCGAACUUCGGCUGUUUGACUGUGGACUCUCCGAUGCUGUAUUAAGGGACGCUUACUUCAGAAAUCUAAAUUCACUAGCUCGCUUAGACCUCUCUGCCAACGAGAUUCACAGCCUUCACCUCCACUCUUCAUUUCAGGAACUGAGUUCCUUAAGCGAUAUAAAUUUUUCUUUCAACCGAUUAUUCACUUUAUGUGAAGAUGAACUCCAGCCUCUCCAGGGCAGAACACUUUCUUUCUUUGGCCUCAAAUCGACCAGCCUGUUUAGCAGAGUCUUCGUGGACUGGAACGCAUGCAGGAACCCCUUCAGAGGCAUAAGGCUAGAGACUCUAGACCUUUCUGAAAAUGGCUGGACAGCGGCCAUCUUAGGGAACUUCAGCCACACCAUCCAGGGAAGCCACAUUUCCUCUUUGAUUCUUACAUACCACAUCAUGGGUUCUGGCUUUGGCUUCCAGAACAUCAAAGAUCCCGACCAGAGCACAUUUGCCAGCCUGGCCAGGAGUUCGGUGCUACAACUGGACCUUUCACACGGCUAUAUCUUCUCCUUGAACCCCCGACUGUUUGAGACGCUGAAGGAUUUGAAGAAGCUGAACCUUGCCUUCAACAAGAUAAACAAGAUCAGCGAUUACGCGUUUCAUGGACUCGACAGCCUACAGAUUCUCAAUCUAUCCUAUAAUCUUUUGGGAGAACUCUACAAUUCCAAUUUCUAUGGGCUUCCUAGUGUAGCCUACCUUGACCUUCAAAGGAACCACAUUGGGAUCAUUCAGGACCGAACAUUCAGAUUAUUAAAAAAGCUACAAACCUUAGAUCUCCGUGACAAUGCUCUUAAAACCAUUGGUUUUAUUCCAAGUGUACAGAUGGUCCUCCUGGGUAGCAAUAAGCUGACCCAUUUGCCACACGUCCGCUUUACCGCCAACUUCAUAGAGUUAUCUGAAAAUGGGCUAGAAAAUCUGUCUGACCUCUACUUCCUCCUGCGAAUCCCCGGUCUCCAGUUUCUCAUCCUAAAUCAGAACCGCCUUUCAUCCUGCAGCAAGGUGGACUACGCCCCUUCCCAGAACCUGAGCUUAGAACAGCUUUUCCUUGCAGAGAACAUGCUACAGCUGGCCUGGGAGACCGGCCUCUGUUGGGAUAUUUUUAAAGGCCUUUCCCGCCUCCAAAUCCUUUACCUGAAUAAUAACUACCUUAAUUUCCUCCCGCCCGGAAUAUUUAACGGCCUGGUUGCAUUACGGAUGCUCAGUCUCAGUGCUAACAGGCUAACCAUGCUCUCUCCGGGCAGUUUACCUGCUAAUUUAGAGAUUCUCGACAUAUCUAGAAAUCAGCUUUUCUCUCCCGACCCUGGUUUGUUUUCUUCGCUCCGUGCCUUGGACAUAACUCACAAUGAGUUCAUCUGUGACUGUGAACUUAGCACUUUUAUCGUCUGGCUCAACCAAACCAAUGUCACCCUGUUCGGUUCUCCUGCAGACGUAUAUUGCAUGUACCCCAAUUCACUGCUAGGGGGCUCCCUCUACAACAUAUCCACCAAAGACUGCGAUGAAGAGGAAGCCGUGCGCUCCCUAAACUUUUCCCUUUUCAUCCUGUGCACAGUCACUUUGACUCUGUUCCUCGUCAUCACCCUCAUAGUCACAAAAUUCCGGAGGAUUUGUUUCCUGUGUUUUAAGACCAUCCAGAAACUGAUGUUUAAGGGCAAGUUCUGGAAUCCGGAACCUGGCGCAUACAGAUACGACGCCUACUUCUGCUUCAGUAGCAAAGACUUUGAAUGGGCACAGAAUGCGCUGCUCAAACACCUGGAUGCUCAGUACAGUUCCCAAAACAGGCUCAGGCUGUGCUUUGAAGAAAGAGAUUUCAUUCCGGGGGAAAACCAUAUCUCCAACAUCCAGGCAGCCGUCUGGGGCAGCAGAAAGACGGUAUGUCUAGUAAGCAGACACUUCCUUAAGGAUGGCUGGUGCCUGGAAGCCUUCAGGUAUGCCCAGAGCCGGUGUCUGUCUGACCUCAAGCGUGUUCUCAUCGUGGUAGUGGUGGGUUCGCUGCCCCAGUAUCAGCUGAUGAGACAUGAGACCAUCAGAGGGUUUCUGCAAAAGCAGCAGUAUUUGAGGUGGCCCGAGGACCUCCAGGAUGUUGACUGGUUUCUCGAUAAACUCUCUGGAUGCAUACUGAAGGAAGAGAAAGGAAAGAAGAGAAGCAGUCCCAUUCAGUUGCGAACCAUAAGGACAGUUUCCUAGUGAUCGGAAGGAGCAUUUUGCAAGCACCGCAAAUAGCUCUCUGACUGGACGUGCGUAGCCAUUGGGGGUCCUUCCCAGGGGUCGCUUUCUGUCUAUGAAAACAACAUCGAUUUCUUGA
Messenger RNA from Rattus rattus (black rat), 3627 nucleotides. It is a transcript of the gene Tlr5, whose product is annotated as toll like receptor 5. The coding region runs from base 894 to 3509 and encodes 871 amino acids. Gene Ontology annotation, biological process: immune response; inflammatory response; toll-like receptor signaling pathway. NCBI's taxonomy places the organism in Eukaryota, Metazoa, Chordata, Mammalia, Rodentia, Muridae. The record is from RefSeq and is a predicted model, not a curated record. The transcript has 2 exons. Gene Ontology annotation, molecular function: transmembrane signaling receptor activity; protein binding. Gene Ontology annotation, cellular component: membrane.